GAAGUGGAGCGAUUAUAGUAUUUGGAUUUUGAUUUUUGAACGAAUCAAAAUGGAUGCUGGGUGUGAAUGAACUAUGUACUGAAAAACGAACAGCUUUUUAUCAACUUGUGUCGUAGGCUUGAUCGUAGUUAGGGUCUAACCGUUGUGAUUUGUUUCAGUAUAUUUUAAUCGGUGUCAAGUUUAUAAAAGUGGUACAAGAUAUCGGUCGAAGUAGUGGUCAAAAUUAGUAGACACCGUGUCGGUAAUGUGUUUACGAGAGUGUCGCGCGAGCUUCCCGCAGGUGUCCCUAUUAGGAUGAGGACUUCGACGGAAAUAUUGAAUGUCGCUUCCAAUACGCGAGUGGUCCGCGACAGGUCGCCGCUGCUCAAUGCAACAUGGCAACAAUAUACGGACUAAAAUGUCGUCAGCUCACAGCAUAAGCGAGUAGAAAUGAAAUGCAUAUACAGGAAGGAACAAACACAACUCUGACAACAUGUACCAAAAUGACAGAAGAAGUAGACAGAAGACAUGGUGUGAACGGUACUAGUAGUAGCAAGGCUGUGAACGAGGACCCUCCUGGACAUGGUGCAGUCUCGUCGACGUCGGGUGGCAGGCUCAAGUUUUUUAAAGAUGGCAAGUUUAUAUUGGAACUGGUACGAGGGAGCGCGCGUGAGGGCGAGCGGGUGGGCUGGGUGUCGGUGCCGCGCAAGACGUUCUGGCCGCCCGCCGCCGCCCCGCCCACACCGCCGCAGCCGCCCACCGCUCUCUCGCUCUCCGACGAUAACUCCAGCCUGCACUCCUCGCCCUGCACCUCGCACCGCGACCACUGCUGGAAGCAGCCCACCCCGCGCCGUCACGCCUCAAAGGAGCUAGCCCUGUACUACUGCCGGCCGGCGUACCUGCACAACGACCAUAUCCGGGCCGGCGCCCGGGCGAAGCGCCGGCGCCCCUACGACCCCGGCGGCCCCGACCUUCUCCCCCCCAGCGGCGCUCGGAGGCUCACUAACGGCGUUAGCGAUCGCAGCCGAAACGGUGACGUCGCCGGCUCCGAGGACGUCGUCGACGCGCCGAUCGACGGCAAGGUCAAGAUCGAGGACGAGCGCCGGACGGACUGCGAUAGCGCGAAGCACUACCACAUGAAACUCAAGAAACCAUAUCAGUAUCAUAAGCUAAGGGUCUACAAGAAGACGAGGCCGCAGAUCCGGCGCAAGGAGCUCGUCCGCACGAUAGACCGCCUGCGCGAGCGGCUGGCGGCGCUGCCCGCCCCCCCGGUCAACGCCAAGCUGGCCAGCUGCCGGCAGGAGCACGCCAUCGUGUCGCCGCGGAAGCGCAUCCUGCGGGAGAUGGAGCGCGUCAGCCUCGCCGCCGACCCGGAGCAGGCGACCAAGCGGCGCGCCAAGACCGUACCGGCGCUCAGCACCGCCUCCUACCCGCCCUCGCCCGGCCCCAGCCACGCGCCGAAGCCGCCCGCCGAGCCCGCGCGCGCCUCGAACGGGACCGCGCGCAAGGAGCCCGCCCCCUCCCGCAACGUGAGCAGCUACAGCAUCCACUCGCUGCUCAGCAUGCCCGACGAGAGCCCCGCGCGGCCGUCGCCGGAGGCCAAGCGCUCGCCGCACUCGUAUCCGGCGUCGCUGAAGACGGAGUCGCCGUCGAGCGUCAACUCGCCCGACUUGAGCCCGAGCCCGGACGGGUUCCGCUACCGGUACUCUGCGCUGACUCUGGGCUCGCCGGGGCGCGGCGCGGCGCGGGACUCGCCGACGCCGCCGCACUCGGGCGGGUUCCGGGCGUACGCGCCGCCGUCGCCGGGCGCGGGUUUCGCGCGCUGGGCGCCGCCCGUGCCGUACGCCGCGCCGCCCGCGCACUACGUGCUGGGCUACCCGUACGCGCCCGUGUACCGCGCGCCCGCGCCGCUGUGGCUGCAGUACGCGCCGCCGCCCUGGCCCCACCCCCUCAUCGCCGAUCACAUGCCCAAGGAGGAGCCCGCCUCGGAUCUCCCGCUCAAUCUGUCGAAGCACUGAGAUGCGGACUACAGGCACGAGUCUCGGAGGCCGGCGGGGCGGCGCUCGGCGCGCGGCGACACCGGACAGUGAAACUGCGACAGCAGUGAUCGACGUUAAAAGUUGACCCUCACGAGACCCCCGUCACCCCGGCGCCGCAGACGCGUUCGCCUGCUCUACCACGUGGUGCGCGAUAUACAGGAGACAGAAGUGAACGUUAAGCGCGAAAACAGUCAUUUGUACGUCAUGGACCUUUUUGAUCAGCGUGUGCAUAGUGACCCCGAAUAAAUAACUUUACCGAAUCAAAAUGUCGGGAGGUUAUUUUAAGGUGCGAUAUUUUUAUGUGGUCGGGUCGACGCGGCAUGGCGUGGCGUCAGCGGGCCGGCGCGGGCGUGACGUCACGAUUGUCCUAUAAACAUUCCAUUGCGUUGAACGAUUGGCGUCCGUUGGAGUCCAAAAUUCACAUCCCACCUAGUUUGAGGUUACGCUACCGGCGCACGGCGGCGGACUUGCGGCGCGCGAGCGUAGCGAGAGACGAAUCGCUAUAUUUUUAUAUAUACGAGUUUUCCUAUUGAAUCUAUCUCGUGGAAGUCUAUUUACAGAGAUAUGUAUAGAACUGAAACUAUAUUUUAGUAUAAACGAUGUUACACAUAUUUAGAGUAUGUGCGAGUAUUUUCAUAUGAGAUAUUUGAGCGCGAAAUAAUAUUUUAAUAUUGGCUAUUAUUUUAGUGUAAGGGUAAGGUCUAAACGAAAAAUACAAAUCGAUUGUUGACAUUCAGUGCCUUUUAUCUAAAUGAAACUAUUUACGAAAGACAAAUCUGAACAUAAUUUUUCUGGAUUUAUAAAAUUUUAUAAAUAAUUAGGUGCAUCUUUGCUACGGAUGUUUUAUUUUGUAUACUACGGUAUCGGGUACAAAACCUUUCCAUAGUCUGCCAACCCCUCAGGAAUGACUUCGUUCGAUCUCAUUAUUUAAUAUAGAAAACAAUUGCAAUGAGGUAAAGACUACAGUGUCGGGAUCAACUCUGGGCGUGUGCGGUGUACAGUGAGACGUUGUAUAUAAUGUGGACGGGCGUCGGGGCCGCGCUCGCGGCGGCGGUAUAUUACCUACAAAUAAUAUUAUGAUUGUACAGUAUUUUUGUAUCGAGUAUUUUAUAUAUGGCGAGUGGAGUGCGAGGCGCGAGAUGGCCGUCUCCGGAGCCCGCGGAGGCGCUGGCUUUGAGAUUAUAUAUAGAGGUAGUUUUGCAAUGUUAGUAUCGUAGACGGCGACCGAGCGGAGGUGCGGGUCGCAGCGCUGUCCGCCGACAAACUCGACUUAGCGUUAACGUAGCUGUAACAGAACCUGCUCAAUUAAAGCGAGUCUCCGACUACACUUAGGGAUCCAGAUGUAAUGUUGUGGCGAUUCGGAAAUUUAGUGGGACUAAGUGAAGCGCUUGUAGUAUUGUAACUGUAUAAUGCAUAUUUAUUUCGCUUGGUGCGGCGCAUUCGACCGCACGGCUCGAAUGGGUCGCAACGACUGUGCGCACCGGGCGAGUUCCCUCGCGAGGUACAAUAGUCAGGGACACAUAAUAUUAUUUUGUAGCCGAGUACUAGGAUUUGACUAGGAUGUACGGGAUCAUAAGGCGAUUCGCCCGAUGCGCUUUUCAAUUUAUAUUUUAUAAAUUUAUUUUAUAUUUAAGUUAAUCGAAGGUGAGUUUUCAUUCGAUAAGUAUAUUAAUCUCUGUAAAUAAAAGUAUAAUCGUUUUAGUUGCCUGAUCUUUUUAUAAAAAUGUUCAUUUAGCUAAAUACUCAGUAAAUGUAAAUGAAAACAAACUCUCCGAUGCUUUUGUUCGAAGAGGUAAAUUCAGACGUACUAAUAUUUUCUGGGUUUCCCUUUUUGCGAUAAAGCCACACAUUCGAGUGCCAUCAAGCAGUGCAGGUGUAGCGGUGAGCCCCGCGCGGGCCUAAUUUCCACUUCCCACAACAUUGUCCUCCGCUGUUGGAUUAUUACCCUCACACUAAUAAGAAUAUUUACAUAGAGACAAUCUGUGUACACACAUUGCUGUCUUCUUCUUUCGAGUGACGUAAUCAUACAAAGAUGGGAAUUGUGCAGCAUUGUCCGCCGUGUAAAUGUUUUAAUUAGAAAUGGGGUAAUUAUUUUUCUAUGUACACAUUUAACUUUAAAUGUGAUAGUGCUUCGGUUAUAGCGGGACACUACGCCGGUGUCUCGAGAUCCACUUAAAACGUAUUUAUCGCGCGGAAUAAUAGUUAUUAUUCAUUUAUUUUAAGGUGUAGUUAUGUACUCGAAUAAAUAUAACUUUUUAAUAA
Aricia agestis (brown argus) is the source of this 4280-nucleotide messenger RNA. RefSeq names its product protein hairless (gene H). The record is from RefSeq and is a predicted model, not a curated record. The transcript has 3 exons. NCBI's taxonomy places the organism in Eukaryota, Metazoa, Arthropoda, Insecta, Lepidoptera, Lycaenidae. The coding region runs from base 435 to 1997 and encodes 520 amino acids.